AUGGCUCAAAUAUCAAGUGGGAAUGCACGCGCGGGGACAAAUCCUUCGAGAGCGUCGGACUCUUCCCGCAAUGAGGACUCGGGGCCUGCAGGUGAGGCAACAUGUCCCUGCCACAAAAGAUUCAUUGCUUACCGCGUGGCAAUUGAACCAGAUACAUUUAGCCGUCGAAGAUUACAGAAAGCUACUCCGAGCACUACCUCCGCGUCCACUCAAGGCGAAAGGGCUCCAUCUAUACCAAGAAGCGCGACAGACCCGCGUAUUCAGGCCAUAGGGAGGAGAAGGCAAUCAAUACGUGAACAGAAUGCGAUCGCUCCAAGAAGUGCGCGUUCGGGAACUGGAUCUAUACAUUCAGGUAACUCUUCAAUUGAUCUUACAUCGGAAUCUCCGAGAAAUGCAUCCAUUAGCAGUACCAAUUCACGCACAAGCCCUGGCACUCUCAAUAUGAACAGCAAGCAUCAUAGCAACAAGUCAUCCUCGGAAAACAUUGAGUUUCUCGCACCCAUCAAUUUCGAUGAUUUUCACAACAGUAUCCUGGACGAACCAAGCCUAAAUAACUUUCCUCUACCAGGUCAUGGUGGUGCUGGAUAUGACACCAAAAAGACACAACCACGAUCACACAAUCAGUGGUCUACAGCCGAUACAACGACGACCAGAGCUGCACGAUCCAACUCGUUGCGGCGCCAGAGCGAUGUCACGCGAUUCCAUAACCAGGCAUCUUCAAUCAAUACAUCGAUGCCCCCUCCUCCAGCACCAUCUGCCAGGUCUCGCCGCCAAAGCCACGUUCCACCUCCAUCAGCUGCCUCUGUUCCUGCUCGCGCUCCGAGAAAGUCAGUGGGCCCUGGGAUUUUCACUAUCGAUUCCUCCGGAGAUCGUAUGUCGAAGCGCCGACCUAGCUUAUCAGCACGCAAAGCUAGCGUUGAUAGCAAUAGAUACGAAACUCAUUACCGGUUGCGAUCGACAAAUAACAAUGAACCCGACAACCUUGGUACCACUCCUAGUGCUAGAUCACUCAAAGCAAAGUCUUUACAGGCCCCAUCACGGGAACGGUUAGCGCAAGAUAGCUUAUUGGCACCUAAAGCUGGUGACAGAUCUUCUACAACGAAUGGCCUCUUGACCCCUGUGAAACCCGCUGCUGGCAGCACUAAUACACCUUCCUCGUCGUCAUCGAGUAAACGGAUGUCUACCAUGCCCCAUGCUACAGGCUUAGGGGCACGUACCAUUAGUCCUACCGAUGCGCGGCGAAUGAAGAGAAUGUCAAUGCUGCCACAGGCCCCUCCUGUGCCUAUCACACCUCCUACCACUCAACCUGUUCCGACCGAGGUGCUCACUCUGCGACCGAGAUCAUCGCAAUCACCGUCCAUGAUCCCAAGGAAAAGCGUGACUCCCUCGUCGUCUCGAACCACACCAGAUCCCAGCCGCAAGUCAUAUAGCUCUGGUAUGUCGCUUUCCUCAAACACCAGUUACAAUUCUGCUCGUAACUCCAGCGGCUCUUUGCAACCUCGACUAUCUCAGACCUUCUCUUCCUCCCGGCUUCCUACACCGAAACCACGCAUGGAGACUGUGAGUAACGGAAACGAGGAGGUGCCUCCGGUUCCUGCUAUUCCCAAGGCAUACGAAUCGCCAAAAACGGAAUCCGAGCUCGUGUUUCCAACAACUGCUCGUAAAUCUAGUUUACCACUGGACAUCGAAUCGGCACGCGGCUCUGACUCUAGUCGCCUAUCUACAACAGUCAAUAGUACCACCGAACCUUAUGCACCUACUGCGCCUUGGGUGGCAGGAACUAAAACUCCCGAAGGCAAAGGAAAGCAAGCAGCCGUCAUGUCACGGAAAAGCUUACAACCCUUGAAGCUCCCUCCGUUGAAUUUGUUACCACUCAGUACUCCUAUGGCUGCGAAGAUUGACGCCUUGAAUAAUAAUCAUCAGCGAAAUCCAUCUACACCUCCUCCCCGUACCAACAUUCCGAAAACUCCCAGUACCCCAAUGACAGCCUCCAAGGCAUCCUUCUUCAAGAAUGAUGAAGAUGAGGUGGAACGCAACCACCUGCCACGCAGCAGUACUUCACACUUCUUGGUCAGCACAUCCAAUACGGCUGGCUAUAGAGCACCUAGCAGUUCCAGUGCUGUCGUUCCCUUGGAGAUGCCUUCGCUGAGUCGGAAUAUGUCUCCGUACAUAUCUUCCUCGUUACCUAAAUCCAGCAGUGACUUCAACUUUAUGCGUCAACAUUUGAGUGGAGAGUACACAAAUGCUCAGUCAAGCACGAAGUUGAUGGGUCCCAGACCUCAGACGCAAUCUUCAGCAUUUUCGGUUAAUACGGAGACUGGAACCCGGUUAUCAAAUACCCCGGAUGCUGAUGCAAAUGGUUCCACAUUGAAGAGCAAGCUUCCUUCAACUCUCAGACACAGUGUAUCUAAACCUAUUCUGGCAUCGGAUACUAAAGUCAACUCAGCAAAAUAUGACAGUAUGCCACCACCUCGACUUCCAGCAUCCGCUACAUGGAAUGGUUUAUCUGCAGCUGCUACACGAACGACCAGUCCGACGUCGAAAUCUUCACUCUUGUCAAAUAAUCGCAAGUCUUCUCUAGCGAGCUUGAACACGAAGCAAUCAAGUUUCAACAAUGAGUCGAAUACAUACACUAUGCCUAGUCCUGCAGUUACUGACCCUGGUGAUGCAGAGACUGCUGAUAAUCACCGCCCUGCAUCUUCGAUUCUGUCGCCAGUGCAAAAGAUGAUCAACUCUGCUAAAUCUAAUGUUGGGACAAAAUCCCGAAGCGCAGACCCUAACCUUGACCUUGUCGAGCUCGCUGCCGAUGAGGAGAUGCGCAGACUUGGGAGUAAGAGAAAAGACUUCGAGCUUGCCGCAAAAGAGUUGGAUGAGCUGCGUCGCAGGGCCAGUCCAAAGGAACGCGUUAGCCCGGCCCAAGCGCUUAAAAUGGCUUCUCUUAACAUAUUCGAGCGAGGCGAAAUCAUCGACUUUAAAGAUAUCUAUUUCUGUGGCACUCAGAAAGCCAAAAAGCACGUGGGCGAUCUGAAGUCGCAAGCCGCCAAUUUUGGGUACGACGACGAGCGGGGUGACUAUCAAAUUGUCAUUGGUGAUCACUUGGCCUACCGAUACGAAGUGGUGGAUGUUCUAGGCAAAGGUAGCUUUGGGCAGGUUGUUCGAUGUGUUGAUCAUAAAACGGGCCAGUUAGUAGCUGUGAAGAUCAUUCGAAACAAGAAGAGAUUUCAUCAACAAGCAUUGGUCGAAGUGAACAUUCUACAAAAGUUGAAGGAAUGGGAUCCUCAUCGAAAACAUAGUGUCAUAAAUUUCACUCAAAGCUUUUACUUCCGUGGCCAUCUUUGCAUAUCUACUGAGCUCCUUGGUAUGAACUUGUAUGAGUUCAUCAAAGCACACAAUUUCAAGGGCUUCUCUUUGAAACUUAUACGCCAGUUUACCAGACAAAUGCUGAGCACCCUGGUACUUCUGCAUUCGAAGAGGGUUAUACAUUGCGAUCUGAAGCCGGAGAAUAUCCUCCUUGCUCAUCCAAUGCGAUCAGAGAUCAAAGUUAUUGACUUUGGUUCCAGCUGCUUUGAUCACGAGAAAGUGUACACCUAUAUUCAAAGUCGUUUCUACCGCUCUCCGGAGGUCAUUCUGGGCAUGUCGUACGGCAUGGCAAUUGAUAUGUGGAGUUUGGGAUGUAUUCUCGCCGAGUUGUAUACUGGAUACCCCAUUUUUCCUGGAGAGAAUGAGCAGGAGCAACUUGCCUGUAUCAUGGAGAUAUUUGGGCCACCGGAGAAGCAUCUGAUCGACAAGAGCACCCGCCGAAAGCUAUUCUUUGACUCUUUGGGUAAACCGCGUUUGACUAUUUCCUCCAAAGGUCGACGACGUCGUCCAAGCUCCAAAGACCUGCGACAGUCAUUGAAAUGUGACGACGAGCCAUUCUUGGAUUUUGUUGCUCGUUGUCUUCGUUGGGAUCCUGCGCGACGGAUGAAUCCAAAUGAUGCAAUGAAUCACGAAUUCAUCACGGGGAUCAAACCUAGUGGUCGACCACGUGCAUACUUGUCUAGCAGCAACCUGGUCUCUAAGCGACUCAUGGCCGGCGGAGUUACAUCAGCCAGACCUCUACCCGAGCCUCCCAGUAUGGGUGGUAAACCUGGGAUGGGAUCUCACAAAGCCACGAGCAGCUCCCCUGUCAAACCUGCCGCAAAGCGUCUGUCGAGUGUCAAUAAUAUGCAGCAGCCUACCGCAAGUAAGCGCAUAUCCAACAGUAGUACUGUGAACAACGGCGUUGGUUCAGCACUGCCGCGCAGAAAUCCCAGCGGAAGUUUGGCCGCAGCGGCCGCAGCUACGAGCCUAUCUAACAAAUGAACUUAUGAGAAGUUGAUUUUAUAUUGAGACUAAGGGGAUUGACUUUUGCACCCUCUGAGUCUCAUGCUACUAAUAUAUUAUAUUUUAAUAAUCGUCUGUUUUUCUUUCACCAGCAACAUAGACAAGGUCGGGAACUUUUUUUUUUUUUCUUUCCUUCACUUGAUGGAUAUAUGUACUAUGCGCAGAAAGAAAAGAAAAGAACCCUUUUUUUUGUACCAUCAUAUACCCCCGCUUCCAUCAACUAUAC
Molecule: messenger RNA, 4591 nt
Organism: Talaromyces stipitatus ATCC 10500
Lineage: Eukaryota; Fungi; Ascomycota; Eurotiomycetes; Eurotiales; Trichocomaceae
Product: protein kinase, putative
Exons: 3
Coding region: 1-4344 (1447 amino acids)
Biological process (GO): peptidyl-threonine phosphorylation; peptidyl-serine phosphorylation
Molecular function (GO): protein serine/threonine/tyrosine kinase activity; ATP binding; protein serine/threonine kinase activity
Source: RefSeq, a predicted model, not a curated record